Cajanus cajan (pigeon pea) is the source of this 1204-nucleotide messenger RNA. Its product is annotated as nudix hydrolase 15, mitochondrial. Gene Ontology annotation, biological process: coenzyme A catabolic process. Gene Ontology annotation, molecular function: coenzyme A diphosphatase activity. Lineage: Eukaryota; Viridiplantae; Streptophyta; Magnoliopsida; Fabales; Fabaceae. The record is from RefSeq and is a predicted model, not a curated record.
GUUGGUGGUGGUUUUUUUACUGACACACGCACAUGGUUCCAAUUCUGAGAACAGUGUCAACUAUAAGAUCCUUAAUGCCCAAAUCAUCUAUAUCCCAAUUCAUGGAUUCCAAUUCUUCUAGCAUCGGAGGAUCUCAGAGGCUCUUGGCGUUGGUGCAGCACCUUCGCCAGUACAAGGCACCGUCUUUCCCUGAAGAUACUGUGGAGCAGAGCAUUGAGGAAAGUGAUGGCAAGGUUGUUUCCCAGGUGGGUUUUCCAGAAUCAGCCACCCCAAUUGGCCAAAGCUCUGAAAAAUUCAGACCUAACAGAGCUGGUGUUUUGAUCUGCCUCUUCGAAGGGGAUGAUGGGGAUCUAAGGGUCAUUCUCACUAAGCGCUCCUCCAAGCUCUCUACUCACCCGGGUGAGGUGGCAUUGCCUGGUGGGAAAGCGGAGGAGGGGGAUAAGGAUGAUGGGGACACUGCAAAAAGAGAGGCACAGGAGGAAAUUGGGUUGGACCCGGAACUUGUCAAUGUUGUUACUGUUCUUGAGCCAUUCUUGUCUAAGCACUUCCUAAGAGUAGUUCCAGUCAUUGGCAUACUUCAUGACAAGAAAGCAUUCAAACCUGUUCUAGAACCAGGUGAAGUGGAAGCAGUAUUUGAUGCACCUUUGGAAAUGUUUCUCAAGGAUGAAAAUCGAAGAGAGGAGGAGAGGGAGUGGAUGGGAGAGAAGUUUUUGGUGCAUUUCUUUGACUAUGGCAUCGGGAAUAAAAAAUACCUCAUAUGGGGUUUAACUGCUAGCAUCUUAAUUAGGGCUGCGUCUGUUGUGUACAAAAGGCCACCAGCUUUCGUUGAGCAGAAUCCUGAAUUCAAGAUUCCACAAGAAGUAUCCAAAGAUACUGUAAUGCGUUGAGCUCAUUAUUUAUUGUAUUUUAUCCUUGAUAUUUGUUCUUCAUCGUGCAAAAUAUUCACUACGUCUAGAAUUAUAGAAUCCAUAGCAAUUGUCUUGGGACUUUGGGAAGGGGAAGAUAGUUAGAAUAUUAGUGAGUCAGAGACAUAAAUAAAUAAAUAAGAAUAAGAAGACUGAAGGGGAGGGAAUUCAUAUAUAUAUCCGUUCAUUUGUAGAUCGAGCAUUUUCUCUUUGUGAAGAGAAAACUCUUGGAGGGGAGUUACCCCUCCUAUUCUUUGUUCCUUUGCAGUCAACAAAUACAAUCUUCUUUUUUUUUUUUA